Messenger RNA from Bemisia tabaci, 496 nucleotides. RefSeq names its product COP9 signalosome complex subunit 9. Lineage: Eukaryota; Metazoa; Arthropoda; Insecta; Hemiptera; Aleyrodidae. The record is from RefSeq and is a predicted model, not a curated record.
AGCAUUGUUUGGGGUUUGAGGUUAAUUGGAUUUUGUUAAUAUUGAUACUAAUACUGUACUGUCAUUGUGUCUUACAACUAGUAUUUCUAGUUUUCGCAGUUUAAUUUGCUAUUAUAGUUUGCUUUGAAUCUAUUAAGGAGUCAGAUUCAACGCACGAUGAAACCCACAGUUGUCGCUGAUGAAAUGUUCCCAGAAGGAGCAGGACCUUACAUGGAUAUCGAGGAGGCGGAGGAAUCCUCAGGCAUUCUGCUUGAUCUGGCCGCCAAUGACAAGGCUGUGCACGGUGACUUUUUCAAUGAUUUCGAGGACUUAUAUGAUGAUGAAGAUCUCGAGUGACAAGACCUCUGCUCUCCUUCUAUCAUACUGUUCCUUAAACUCAGCAUACCAUGCAUCAAAUUCCUCAUCUAGAAUUUAAGUUUGUUUUGAUUUCUUAAUUUUUAAUUUCCCUGAUAAUGUUAUUAUGUAAAUAUAUUUUUUACUUUUACCAAAAGAAGCA